This is a messenger RNA of Urocitellus parryii (Arctic ground squirrel), 1044 nucleotides long. Its product is annotated as HLA class II histocompatibility antigen, DM alpha chain. The record is from RefSeq and is a predicted model, not a curated record. Gene Ontology annotation, cellular component: MHC class II protein complex; membrane. Gene Ontology annotation, biological process: antigen processing and presentation; immune response. Lineage: Eukaryota; Metazoa; Chordata; Mammalia; Rodentia; Sciuridae.
UCUGCCUGUUGGUAGCACUACCUACUGUGUGGUGUGAAGAUAUGGAUCAUGAGCAGAGCCAGGGAGCUACGCUGCUUCAGCUGCUAAGGCUUCUGUGGCUGCUGCCCCMCUCCUGGGCCACCCCUGCAGCUCCUGCUCCACUGUGGCGGGAUGAMCUGCAAAACCACACAUUCCGACACACUGUGUUCUGCCAGGAUGGGAGUCCCAGCAUAGGGCUCACUGAGACCUACGACGAAGACCUGCUUUUCGCCUUCGACUUUUCCCGGAAUACUCGGGUGCCCCGCCUCCCUGAAUUUGCUGACUGGGCUCAGGAUCAAAGAGAUGCCUCUGCCAUUGUAUUCGACAAAGGAUUCUGUGAAGCAAUGAUUGAGCAAAUAGGCCCCAAACUUGAAGGAAAAAUCCCAGUGUCCAGAGGUUACCCUGUUGCUGAGGUGUUCACAAUGAAGCCCCUGGAGUUUGGCAAACCCAACACGCUGGUCUGCUUUAUCAGUAAUCUCUUCCCGCCCAUGUUGACAGUGAACUGGCAGCAUAAUUCGGUCCCUGUGGAAGGAGUUGGGCCCACUUUUGUCUCAGCUAUAGAUGGACUCACCUUCCAGGCCUUUUCUUAUUUAAACUUCACACCGGAACCCUAUGACCUUUUCUCCUGCAUCGUGACUCACGAAAUUGACCGCCACACAACAUUUGCCUAUUGGGUGCCCCAGAAUGCCUUGCCUUCAGAUUUCCUGGAGAAUGUGCUGUGUGGCAUAGCCUUUGUCCUGGGCGUGCUGGGCAUCAUUGUGGGCACUGUCCUCAUCAUCUAUUUCCGGAAGCCUUGCUCAGGUGACUGAUUCUUUUUGAUCAGAGUUUGAUGCCAACACCUUCAGCCAUUCAAGCAGGGGAAUCCUCAGGUUUCUCACAUCCUGCCCAAGAUCUUUCUUCAGAAAAGAAGUCCCUGGGACUCCCCCGGGGGAGUGUGCAUGUAGGUUUUUCAGCGGGAGGCUCUGCUGUUCCUGAGUUUGCAUCCAGAGGAGCCCAGAGUGGCCUGUCACAAUGACACCUUCUUAC